GAAGAGGAGCUGCUACACACAAGGAAGGAGCUGAGUGUGUCAGGAGCAUAGCUACACACACAAAUAUACACACAGUGGGGCUGCCAACUGUCUCCUCUUCCCACCAAGAACUGAAAGAAGAAACUUCCAGGGUCACCAAACAUGACUGAGAACUCCACUCCGGCUCCCCCCAAAGCCAAGCGUGCCAAGGCGGCCAAGAAGACCCCAGACCAUCCGAAGUACACGGACAUGAUUGUCAGUGCCAUCCAGGCAUUGAACAGCCGCUCUGGUGUCUCCCGCCAAGCCAUCCAGAAGUACAUCAGCAGCAAAUACAAGGUGGGUGACAACGCCAACUUGCAGAUCAAGCUGGCGCUCAAGAAACUGGUAUACAACCAGGUUGUCAAGCAGACCAAGGGCCUUGGCGCUUCAGGCUCCUUCCGGCUAGCUAAAAGCGAGGAACCAAAAAAGGCAGUAAAGAAGGUGGCCAAGGCACCGAAGAAGAGCCCAGCUGCUCGCAAGGCACCAGUGGCCCGCAAAGCAGCCAAGCCAGCAACCAAGGUGAAGAAGGCAAAAGUGGAAAAAAAGAAAGCCAAGACGCCAAAAAAGAAGGCCGCCACGCCCAAAAAGACCAAGAAAGCAAAACCAGCAAAAGCCAAAGCCAGGACCAAGGUGAAGAAAACAAGUGUGCAGAAACCGAAAGGAAAAAAAGCCAAGAAGUGAUUUUGAUCACGACAUGUAAACGUGGACUGCUUUUGAUUUUCAGUUUAAUUCUAUGGAAACUUUGUGUACAUACAGUUUAAGAAAAGAUUUUUUUUAAAUUUAAAAAGGACACUUUUUAUUUUGUCAGCAGCUCUUUGUGUCUUAUGUUUAAAAAGAAAUGGACGCAGUAAUCAUCUGAAAAUAGUUACACUGGGACUGUGGACAAGAAAUGUAAAUGUUGGACGUUGUCGUGGUUAACCUUUGCUCUAGACCUAUUCCGUCUUGUCUUACUGCCCUUGUGAGGAGUGGGCAGGGCAUGCAUGAGUGUGGGUGUGUAUUUACAGUACUUCCAAUCCCAAAGGAAGGGUGUAAAUUCACUGACAAUUGCUGAGCAAAGUCAGCCCCCACUAAUGGACAACGUUACAGCAGUCCAUUGCAUUGUUCAGCAUUUUCCAAAUAUUUUACUCAAGUGAAUUUGUUUGAGACUUUUAAAGCAGGUUGGAACUGUGCUGCUAGUUUCUGAGAAAACGCAAAUGUGAAUGAUAUUAUAGAAAAGUGCAGAGUCAAUAUUUUGAGAGCUUUCCCUCUCAAAAGCAAAUUCUCUGUUUGAAUAUUAAGAAAUCAUUGGGUCUACAGAGAGCCAGAGUUGGUUCAUAAAGCUGUGUAGUUAACCAGUUUCUUAUUUAACUUAACUUAGUAAAAGGGGUCUUGCAAGAUGCAGUUACAAUGUAUCAAUUCCCCCACUCACCACAUUUAUAUUUGAAGAGACGGCAUAACAGAAACAUUCUGCAAAAUGCAAAGGCCAUUUAGUGACUGCUUGCAAUGGCAAAACAAUUUCACACUGUCCCGACGUCCCAGUGUGGUAACUGUUUCUAUAUACUAGGCUGUGUUUAGAUCCUUCUGAGCUUUACUGGCCUGAAAUGAUAUUUGGGUGUUUUAUAGAGGGUUUUUGAGGUAGAGUAGUACUUACGUUUAUUUUGAGAUAGAAAUUGCUAUAAUCAUGCAAUUCUGAAAGUUAAUGAUAAAAAAAAUAGAAAAUUAGAACUAAACAGUACUCAGUUUAACUUGGCCAAAGAAAAAUGGAAAUUCCUAACUGAAAGGCACUCACUUAUAAUGUGGCUCCAACAAUGUGAUUUGUAUGUGUUAUUUUCACAAAUUCACUGUACUUUAAUCAUUAGGAUUUUCUCCCCAUACAAGCAAUUCAUUUUUAUCAUUAAUGAUGUCUAGUUUAUUCCAUGGUUUACUUAUUAGGACAUUCCUUCUCAACUUGUUGUGUGCUGUUUCUUGUUAAACUCUGCUUUAAGUUUUUAAAUACACAAUUGUUUUAAUUGACAAAUAAUCAAACUUCAUAUCUAAUUGUUUGAUGGCAUGGUGUUUAUUUUUUAGCUGAAACUAUCUGAAGACUGACUGUAAUUCAUAAGCUGUCAUCCUGUCAGUGUAAAUGGUUGGCCACGUGGACAAUAUUGUAUUGUGUUGUUUACAGGGUGCCCUGUACCUUCGUAUGUUUAUAAUAAAUAAAGCUCUGUCUUGAUUUGGAA
This is a messenger RNA of Stegostoma tigrinum, 2216 nucleotides long. Its product is annotated as histone H1.0-like. Gene Ontology annotation, cellular component: nucleus; nucleosome. Bases 142 to 699 code for a protein of 185 amino acids. NCBI's taxonomy places the organism in Eukaryota, Metazoa, Chordata, Chondrichthyes, Orectolobiformes, Stegostomatidae. Gene Ontology annotation, biological process: nucleosome assembly; negative regulation of DNA recombination; chromosome condensation. The transcript has a single exon. Gene Ontology annotation, molecular function: structural constituent of chromatin; nucleosomal DNA binding; double-stranded DNA binding. The record is from RefSeq and is a predicted model, not a curated record.